UUGAUGGUGUUUCUUUCCAGUAUACAGUAAGGUUAUUAUUCUCGCUAGGAUUAACCGUUAUUUACGUGCUCAGCUAUUGGAACUAAUCUCUGAAAGUCUUGAACUACACAUUGGAACUAUUCCGUAGAAGUUUUGAAAAAGUAAAGUUAUUGAAUAAGUGAUAAAUCGUGCGAUUUGUGUGAUCAAUGGAUUACUUUUAUGUGAUAUAUAAAAACUUUGGUUCAUUAAGUUGCCGAUCCGAAAAACAGUGGAACGAUAUAUAGCGCUUUUCUGGGAAGUAUCAUAACAAUAUAGCUUGGAGUUUCUGGAAAAUCGCAGACGUUCCGAUACAGCGUUCAUAUUGUGGAUUAACAAAUAAUAAACAAUUGUUAGAACUGUGAGGGGGAUAUUGCCGUGGAUCACUAUCCCCUGUUUCCUGUUAUAACUCGGGGAUUUAUUGUGACGUCCCUCGGUGAUUGGCAAGCCCAAAGCGCGAGCGGCCUCCCCUGGGACGCAGUUUCCGGCUUGAGCGGCUAGUGUUGCCCCUCAACUCCAGUGGUUGUGCCGAGCAGGUGGUUUUUGGCGUUGUUUUGUGCUCGUGAGAGGAUUAAUAGGCCACUAUUGUUAAACGCAUGAUCUGAAUCUAAAUCAUUCUUCUAGUUUUUGAAGACAAAUACACAGUGUUCAAAAAAUGGAGUUAAUCAAAGGUUAAUGGUGUUAUCCAAACAGUACUUACUAAUGAUUUCUAUGCUGGGGAAUAUAAUAAUUAUGUUACUUAAAAUGAAAACAAACCAACAAUAAAACGCCUUUAUAGGUCAACAUUCAUAAAAACGAAACGAAUCCAUUAGUAUAAAGUGAAACACAAUGGAUUACCAUGGUACGCGGUUCUGUCGGACGUGCGCAUGUGUCAUCGUGCACGUGGCGACGCUGUUGACGCUGGCAGCCGUGGCGGCGGGGGACUCCGGCAGUACGGGUGUUAUCCCUGUGGCUAGAUGCCGGGCCCACUGUGUUACAGAGUUUCUACCAGGACGAGUGAGCGAUGACGAGUGUGAAAAGUCCAAGAACUGCGUCUGGUGCUGGAACGUGUGUGAACAGAUCUUCAGCCAGUAUGAGGUGUGGAAAGAUACGUGUGGAAAAAAGGCCCUCUGUAAACGGGGUUGCCAGACAGCUUGUGAUUUUAGAAAGUAUUUCCCCCAAGAUUCCAAUCCAGAAAGAUGGGUGUUCCAGGAGAUCCCCGCCAUGACCACGUACGCCAGUAAAAGAGCGUCAUACAUGGCCUGGCACAACCCCGUCAGGCCAAAUAGCGUACCGGACAGUCAGUCAAAACGUACCAAUUUCAUCUUUGUAUUAUUGUCGCGAGAAAACCUGAAAAUGGCGGGAAAGGGAAACGCAUGGCAACAAACGCUCCAGACGAGUUCUACGGAAGCCGUGUUGGACCUCCUCCAACUGCCCUACGAUCCCGAGUUCUGGCUCCUCGCCGUGGGAGAGGAGGGGACGGUGGCCCAGAUACGCUUCAAUUCCACAAUAUCUGACCAGGUUCCCUGGGAUAAAGGAGUAAUUCCGGUCGGUGACUCACUUCCCAGUCGCUACGGAGACGGUGCCGUGAUUGAGUACAACUCCACGCUCAAUCUGACGUUCACCAUGCCGGUUAUUGAUGGACGGCUGGUGCCGCGCCUCGCAUGGACAAACCCGGAAGUUGUGGCGAGGGCCGGUAAACGGAUAGAGUACCAGGUGGACCUCUUCCUUAACCAGUGCGACUGCGACCGGCCGCCUAACCACAUGGCGGAACUCGUCGUCGCGGAUGCCACAAAACAGCCGGACGUAACGUUCGACGACAUAGCAUUUAACGCGGAAUACCACGUAAAGAUCUACCUCUUUUCCCAAAAAGAGGCAUGGCAUGGCGAAAUCAAAUUUUAUACCCCGACGUGUGAAAAAACGCUCCUGUAUAACGAUGCUCAGUGCGAAAGUGGCGUGCAGGCCGCAACCGUUGUCAACGUCAGAAAAACGACGACACCAUUUCCUAAGACAACGUUGGAAAAUAUUGGUACCGGACAGUUUGCGGCUAUUAAAAAGGAUGGCAAUGAGUUGGACAUGAGUCUGGUCCAUGGCGGUUAUGAUGACGCGUCACCACACGGCCUUGACUGGAACUUGACGGCGACCGGAAAGGCGUUUGAUGAGCAAAGCAGCCUUGUAGCGGUGGACUUUCAAUGGUCCGAACCCUUUGACCUCGCACAGGUUGGUUACCGGCUGGUGUGGGCCAACGUGGAUCACAGUCGACACGUGGAUGGUGGACGUCACAUGUACGAGCUGAGAGGGACGUCGCACACAUUACAUCUACGACCCUAUAGCAUUUAUGAAGUCUUUGCUACGGCAAGCUAUACGGAUGACGGCGGAACGCAGCACGAGGUCCGCUCACGGAGUGUCCGAGUGUCGACGAACGUCACCGACGACAUGCCGCUCGUCGCCGCGGCCAAAACCUCCGUUGUCGACAAUGAGAAAGAGAUUCUGAAUGGCAUCAUCCUCGGUGUUACCGUUGUCUCCAGCCUGAUCAUCGUCGGCAUCAUUGUCCUGUUCGUCUAUAAGAAGAGGCAGAGUUUCAGGGACAUAAUGCUCACCAAGACCGCGGUCGCCAAGAGCAACAGCUACAAGUCAAAUGUCGGAUGCAAAGUGGACUACUCCAAUCAGAUUCUGAUCACAAACGAUGACUGGGAGAUAGAUUGCCACCAACUCAAGUUUGCCAGCCAUAUAGGACAGGGGGCGUUUGGCAAGGUCGUCACCGGGUACUACCAAAGUGAGAGGGUGGCCAUAAAACUCGUCAGAGAUUGCGCACCCUUAUCAUACAAAGAAGACCUUCUAGCGGAAAUAAGCCUGAUGAAACGUAUUGGUUCCCAUCCCAACAUUGUCUCCAUGAUCGGCGCGUGCACAAUGACGGAACCAAUCUGCCUCGUUAUGGAAUACGCUCCAUAUGGGAAUCUUCAAAACUUUUUAAAGAAAUGCCGACUGGAGGGAGAGUUAUCUGUCCAGGCGGGGCGGAGCCCGGAACUGAACUACUCCCUGAUGGAUGAGCACGGAGGGUUAAAUGAGGGCGUAGUCAAACCAGCCGACCUGCUGUCCUUCGCUAGACAGGUCUCGAUGGCGAUGGAAUACCUUGCCGAGAAGAAGUACGUCCAUCGCGACCUUGCCGCCAGAAACGUGUUGCUAGGUUACGACAAGAUCAUCAAAGUGUGCGAUUUCGGCUUGUCACGUGACAUCUUCGCCGACAACCAGUACAAGAAACUGACCAAUGGAAAGCUCCCUCUUAAAUGGAUGGCGAUUGAAUCUCUUCGGGACCGCGUUUUCACGACGCAGAGUGACGUCUGGUCGUUUGGUAUUCUACUCUGGGAAAUUGUAACCAUGGGAGCUUCGCCGUAUCCGAGCAUAGCGCUUGCGGACCUUUAUUACCUGCUUUCAAAUAACUACCGGAUGGAUAAACCCAGCAAUUGUUCCGAUGAAGUGUACAUCAUAAUGCGACAAUGCUGGCUGGAAACACCCGUGGACAGACCAAACUUUACCGACCUACGCGUGCAACUCGAGUUACUGCUAUCACGUGACCGGAACUAUCUCGAGUUAGACAAUAUAAACGUACCCCUGUCCACACCGGAAAGCUCCAGCGGAAGUCCCGUGUCAGACGACACUAAAUCGCUCCUUGCUGCGCAGGCGUUACAACCACCGCGGAAGUUGUCAAAAGACGAGUUAACUGUUAGUGUUAGCAUUCAUGAUAAAUCCGUUGAAAAAAUAUUGAAACGGAAAAGUGACCUAGAUUCGCAUAACAUAACAUUUUUAUGAAAAUGUGGUGGUGUGUUUUCUUCGUUUGAUGGUGAUUUAAGGAGGGAAUCUUCUGGAAGAAACAAGACGUGUGCUUCUUGAAGUGUGUUACAUAUCUGUUCUAAAACUAAAAUGGCUGUUGUGGUCAGACGCACUAUGGUUUUGAUCAAUACGAUUUAUAGUGUGAAAUCAUGCAUUUUUUCUUGGGAGUUUAAACGAAGUAUGGUUUUCAGUCCCAGAUUUCACAACUGUAGAUAUUUUACAAUAUGUUCGGCAUUUAGUAUUGUGAGUAAAAUUGACUUGGAAAGCUAAUACGAACACAAUUAUGUUUAUUUGCAAUGGCUAGAAAUGUGUCUUAACUCGUUGAGUGAGGUGUUGUGAAUGGAAAAGUACGAUACUAAACGGUGUUUUGCUACGGGUACGAUAAGAAUUGGGUCGGACAGUUGCGUACAUGGUGUACAGUGAUAUUGGAACAGCUUCAUACAGCGGUUACUUCCCUUUGUCGUACAGUAAUUACUGCCAUCACGCGAAUCACGUGAUGAUGAUUUGAAUCACGUGACGUCAUUCAAACAAUGAAUGGUUGUUUUUUUCGUGUGUUUUAUUAUUUGAAAACAGCGUUAUUUAAUGGAAAUUUAAAAUGAAAUACGUAUUAAAAAAAACCUUUUUAAUAUUUUAUAACUUAAAUCCAGCUAUUUCGUUCGCGAUGACAGAGAACUUGUCUGCACAUCAAGGGAGAUCACUGCGUAAGAGAUUGUGAUAUUGGUUGAACGUUCGAAUUUUUAUCUUUUACAUUAUUAUGGCUACGUUUCUGGGGCAGGUAUGUUCAGAAUCGAAUUGCAUGUGUAGUGUAUUAAGGAAUUAUUUUCUUGAAGAAAAUGUCUUGCAUGUUUGAAAUACAUUAUACUUCAUUGUACAAACAUGAAUCAAGUGAGCAACACUAUGCUGCUCUGAAUUUGUUUUGAAUGUCUUUAUUUUUGAAUUUGCAUGUAUUUCGACAUUGCCAAAAUACAUUUUUAGUAUAAAAAUCCUAUUGGAACUCAAGAACCAAGAUUUGUUUACUUGGAACACACAUAUAAUCCAUGAAACACCCAUACAUUGAUAAAGACAUAUACUCCUACAUAUGAAUGUAAGCUGUGUAACUUAUACACAUUAAUCGGAACUCCUUGGCCAUUUUCCAUCGUAAACAGCAUUGGAAAUAUACGGACGGUUUGUAAUGGCAGAAUGCUUUGCUUUUAACUUCGCUGCAAGUAGAUCGCGUAGUAAUUUCAAUUAAGCAGUUAAGCCUAAGGAUUUUACUCUCAGAAAUCUUGAUUAUUUAUGCAAUAAUGCACUUCACUAGGAAUCAGUUUUAAUCUAGUAAUACAAAUAACACGUUAAAACUCUACAAUUAAUUAUUACAUAUUAUUUAUUUUACGAACUUCUUGUAACAAUGCACUGGCAUAUAACCGAGGUUGUUUUUGAUGGGAAAAGGCCGAGAUGAUCCGAAAGACAACAAACAUGCAAGUCACUCCCAUCAACUUCCGGUCAAGCUUUUUAUGAUCAGGACCAAUAGUCAAUGAGGCCCAAACUUAACUCGCUUUCUCGUUAUUAUCUUACAUACACACUUAAGAUAAACCAAAUUUGAAUCAUUUGUUUUACUUCAUUUGCAGUGGAAUCUCUUAUUUAUAAUUCCAUUUUUGGGCACUUGCAGGGCAUUUUAUCAUUGUUUUUAUUAUUAGAUUGUCUGCGUUUUUUUGCGAUAGCCUUAUUGUCGACUUCGGCGUCGUACAUAGCCAUGGACCUUGGCUUUGUCUAAAAAGAGUUCAAAAUAAUGUGUAUACAACUGUGUUCACCUGUUAACAGUGAAAAUAUACACGGAUAAAACAAGACCCAUUCCUCUGCAGGCCUUAAAUUCUUAAAACUUCUUAUGCUUAACAAGCUUAGGUUACUUAUUUCAAUUACUCAAAAUACAUACUUAAAUCGAAUUAUGAUAAACAAAACAUGGUUUGUUGUGAUUAUAAUAAAGAUAAUUCCUAUCUAAAGUAUAAACAUUCUUAAAGAGUUGAAUACCAUGCAAAUUAGUGAACAAAAAAUAGUUAGCUUAGCUUCAUCCUGUUAUAAGAGACUUAAGAAGUUUUGAGAAACUUGGGCCUGGCGUAAAUUAUUUCAACUAUGCCCCUUUUUCGACAAAAAAGUCCAUUACUGAAACUUGGUAUACAUAUUACUAUGUACAAUACACGCAUUUACAGCAAGAACCUUUACUCUGGCUCACAUAUGUGUCCAGUUGUGCAGCUUUUCGAAACAAAACAUCAGACGAGCGUUUGGGGUUCGCUUCACGGCCCUCUUGUAAUUCUUCAAUCAUUGCUAGAAACCAUUGAAUACCAUUAUAAUGAAAAUUACUAUGUUAUGUAUAUUUUGUACUUGUUUGCAUUCAUUGAUCUAGAAAUACGUUUGUUUAUUAAUUACAUUUUCGAUGCCAUGAUUUGAAUAUUUAUUACAAUGUUUUAUUUAGUACUGUUAUUAAAAUGUACAUAAUGAUGACGUCAUAAUUUGUUACCAUUUUGUAAUUAUAUUUGUUAU
Mya arenaria is the source of this 6342-nucleotide messenger RNA. RefSeq lists its product as uncharacterized. The coding region runs from base 844 to 3804 and encodes 986 amino acids. The record is from RefSeq and is a predicted model, not a curated record. NCBI's taxonomy places the organism in Eukaryota, Metazoa, Mollusca, Bivalvia, Myida, Myidae. Gene Ontology annotation, molecular function: transmembrane receptor protein tyrosine kinase activity; ATP binding. Gene Ontology annotation, biological process: multicellular organism development; positive regulation of kinase activity; protein phosphorylation. Gene Ontology annotation, cellular component: signaling receptor complex. The transcript is spliced from 20 exons.